GCCACAUAUGUGAAGUAUUUCAUAUGUUCUUAGUUUGAGAAAAAUGAUCAUAGGUAAAGGAUUAUUUAUAGUCACAUAAUCGCAUGAUAAGGAUUCUGUGCCAUUUAAAAUAUCCAGUUGAGACUGAUUCCAGCUCUCAGUUGCCGCCCGUUACUACCUGCCAAAACCGGCCACUGAAGGUUGAGGCUGAAGUGAUUAUUUUGAUAAAUUUCAUUAAGAAAUUAAGAUUGAAGUUAUUCUGUAUUGCUGUUCAAUGUCUACAACUCGUUAGAUUUGCAAUGUCCCUAUCUCUAUUCACUUUCUUUGCAUUGGUAACAAUAACAUUUUUUGAGAUCAGUGUUUCCAGCACAUAUUGCCAAAAGAUCUCAAAUGAAACCCUUGUGAACGGCUCUUGUCCAUUGAACUUUGACAUCCUCAGGAAACUGUUCAAUGUCCCUGCAAGGCCCGCAUUUUCUGGCAUUACAGCACAGUGUCAAAACAUUCUUGAAGGAAUCCACUUGGUUCAAUCUGAGUAUCUCCAGAUGACUGAGUACUUUGUUCCCCCUCCUACCACUUCUGAGGCAUGCUGGGAGUCCUACCAGCAGUUAAUAGGUGAGUUUUUAAAUGAUUUUGAUAUCCAAACUUAUUGUGGAUACCAUGCAGAAUGGAUUUCAAAAACCUGCUUGAAUAUAACAUCUAUAGCACAGUUUGAGAGCCUUAUUCCUAACACCAAAUUGAAAAUUUUAAGAUAUUACUGUACUCAGUCUUUGGAUAAUAGUUUUGUUUGUGGAAUGUGUACUAGUAAGUUGCUUAGACUCAGGAAAAUUUACCUUGAUGACAUAGAUGACACAGCAGGGAAUGUCUCAGCUUGUUCAUGGUAUCCUAGUAUGUACACAGCUGCAUUUGUCAACCAGUUUGGUCCAACUGAUAGAGCAACUGCUAAGUGUUUGUUUUCCCUAGAAUUAGAACCAGAGAAACCGAGCAGUAAGCGACACCGAAGUAUAAUUGCAGCGGUCACAGUUGGUUCUGUCGUUGGUCUACUUGGGGCCUUUUCUGCAAUUUUGUUCCUCCUGAUGAGACGACACAAGAAAAAUAAAAAGGAGAAGAGCAGGCCUGUUAUGGAGAAGAAUGAGUCUGUUAAAGAUGAGACUAGUUUGGUAUUUGGAUUUGGACUGUAUAGUAGAAGCACUGGUCUAAUAAAGUUCAAAAUUAAGGAAAUAAAAAACGCAACAAUGAAUUUCUCCAGAAAUAAUAUUAUUGGAAUGGGAGGAUAUGGGAAUGUUUAUAAAGGGUUAUUACCGGAUGGAUCUGAAGUUGCUAUAAAAAGAUUCAAGAAUUGUUCUGUUGCUGGAGAAGAGAACUUUUUACAUGAAGUAGAAGUCAUUGCAAGUGUAAAACAUGUCAAUCUUGUGGCUUUAAGAGGAUUCUGUACUGCAAUAGGUCCUUCGGAAGGUCAUCAGAGAAUAAUUGUUUGUGAUUUGAUGCAUAAUGGAAGCCUUUACGAUCAUCUUUUCGGAUUGGGGAAGAAGAAACUUAGCUGGCCUAUUCGUCAGAAGAUUGCCCUUGGAACUGCAAGAGGUUUAGCUUACUUGCAUCAUGGUCUGCAUCCUGCUAUUAUUCACCGAGAUAUCAAAGCUAGUAACAUACUUCUGGAUGAGUCAUUUGAGCCGAAAGUUGCAGAUUUUGGCUUGGCAAAGAUCAAGUCAGAAGGAAUGACACAUUUAAGCACAAGGGUAGCUGGAACCCUAGGCUAUAUUGCUCCGGAAUAUGCCUUGUAUGGCAAGUUAACCGAAAAAAGUGAUGUUUACAGCUUUGGGGUUUUGCUUCUGGAGCUUUUGAGUGGCAAAACUGCACAUGCCAGCAACGAGGAAAAGAUUAUACGGCUUGCAGAUUGGGUUUGGGAGCUUGUGGAACAAGGGAGAGCAUUAGAUGUUAUUGAGCAAGGCAUGCCUGAGAUUGGAUUGCCACAAGUGAUGGAACAAUACGUUUUAAUUGCUGUUCUUUGCUGCCAUCCGAUAUUACAUGUUAGGCCAACAAUGGAUCAGAUUGUGAAAAUUUUGGAAACUGGUUUUUCAGCUCCUACAGUUCCAGGGCCACGCCUUGUUCCUUGUAACAUUGAGGUUAUCACUGUAUGACUCCUUGAAUAAAUUGUAUUUUUAUAUCUUGUAGAAAAAAUUAAGGAUUUCUCUGCAUAAAGGUUAAACCCGAGCAGAAAUUUCUUGAACAGCCAUGUAUUAUUAUUAUUUGUUUUUGCUAUGGCAUCAUAAAUUGGAAGGGCUUUAAUUCACAGCUUCAAUAAUGUUGUAAUUUCCUGAAUUUAUGAUCCUACAUUUAUCACGAUGAAUAUGACAAUUUAAGAGAUUAUGACUUGCUUCUGAUCUUGAUCCAUUAUU
This is a messenger RNA of Durio zibethinus, 2372 nucleotides long. NCBI's taxonomy places the organism in Eukaryota, Viridiplantae, Streptophyta, Magnoliopsida, Malvales, Malvaceae. The record is from RefSeq and is a predicted model, not a curated record.